CCAAUUAAUUCUCUCAAACAAUUAGAGCAAGUUUGCUAUGAAUUUUGGCUAUGUUAUUAAGUACCUUCAUCUCCUUUUUCAAUUCAUCUUCUAAAACACCAAAUGGAGCAUAACACCAUGCUUUUCAGGCCACUAAUAAGUUCCUUCCUGUUUUUCUCUUGCAUUCUCUUUUACAUGAACUCUGUUCCCACUUCUGGUUUCACAAAUGAGACAGAUAUGCAAACUUUGCUAGCCAUCAGGAAUGCAAUACAUGAAGAUCCUUUGAGGGUCUUUAGUUCUUGGAACAAUUCUAUCCAUUUCUGCAAAUGGCAAGGAGUUACUUGUAGUCAUAGGCAUCACCAGAGAGUGAUUGCUCUAAACCUUUCAUCACUAGAGCUAGUAGGUUCCUUGUCUCCUCACAUAGGAAACCUUAGCUUCCUUCGGUUGAUGAACCUCACUUACAACAACUUACAUGGGGUGAAUCCACAAGAGGUUGGUCGCUUGUUUCGAAUUCGGUCUAUUUAUCUUGGUCACAACUCUUUCGAGGGAGAAAUUCCUAUUAAUGUGACGCAUUGUUCAGACCUUAGAGCCAUCAAUUUAAUUCAGAACAAUCUCACGGGAAAGAUUCCUGCUCAACUUGGCUCUCUGCCAAAACUUCAAGUAUUAACCCUUUCCCAAAAUUUCUUUUUUGGGACAAUCCCGGCUGCACUUGGGAACCUCUCUGCUCUGCAUUCACUUUUUAUGUCAACCAACAAUUUACAAGGCCAAAUUCCUAUUGAAAUUGGAAUGCUCUCAAACUUAGAAGUGCUUCAGUUGUCUAAAAACAAGCUAAAUGGUACGUUCCCUCUUGCUCUAUACAACAUUUCAACGAUCCAUGUAAUAGCUCUCGUCUCAAACCAAUUGCAUGGAACCUUGCCCUCUAAUCUAGGCCUCGGUCUUUCAAAACUUGAAAGGAUUUUCAUGGGAUAUAACCAAUUAUCUGGGACCAUUCCGGCGUCAUUGGUCAAUGCUUCAGGUUUUAUAGAUAUUGAUCUUGCUGAAAACUCUUUCACUGGGGGCAUACCACAGAAUUUGGGUGAGCUUCAACAACUUGAACUGUUAAAUUUUGGGGGCAAUCUUCUUGGAGCUAAGAAAACCGAUGACUGGCACUUCCUCACCUCCUUGACCAACUGCACCAAUCUAAGAUUAUUGAUUUUGUAUCGGAAUCAGCUUGGAGGUGUGCUGCCCACUUUGAUUGCAAAUAUCUCCACCAAGCUCAUAGGACUGAGGUUGCAACAGAACUACAUAUCAGGUAGCAUACCUUUGGCUAUCGGGAACCUUGUCAACUUGAAUGUGCUUUCAUUAUUUCAAAACCAACUCACUGGGAGCAUUCCUGAUUCCAUAGGAAAACUAAUCAUGAUGCAACAGCUCUAUCUACUCAACAACAAAUUGUCAGGAAAAAUUCCGGCCUCUUUUGGUAACAUGUCACAACUUGGUAAUCUUAUCUUGAAUGACAAUAGAUUAGAGGGAAACAUACCUGCUUCUUUGGGUAAUUGCACAAAUUUGCAAUGGUUGGAUCUUUCAAGUAACCGCCUUAGUGGUAGGAUACCAAAACAAAUCGUUGAACUUUCUUCGUUCACUAUAGGUCUUUCGGUAGCUCAGAAUUUCUUAACAGGACCACUACCAUCACAAAUGGGUAGUAAGAAAAAUAUUGGGCAAUUCGAUGUUUCAAGAAACCAACUAUCAGCAAACAUUCCAAGCACUCUUGGUGAUUGUCUAGUGCUAGAAUUUCUAAUAAUGGAGGGCAACCAUUUUGAAGGUACUAUUCCACCAUCAUUCAAACAACUAAGGGGUCUUCAAGUACUAGAUCUUUCAGAUAAUAAUUUGUCUGGCAAGAUUCCAAGUUUUCUAAGCAAGUUCUCUUCGAUUCAAUAUCUCAAUCUGUCAUACAACAUGUUUGAGGGUGAAGUACCAAGUGAAGGAGUGUUUAAGAAUAUCAGUGCAUUCUCAAUUGUGGGAAAUAACAGGCUCUGUGGAGGAAAUAAAGCAUUGCAAUUGCCUGUAUGCCCCACAAAAAUUUCAAAUAAACGAGGAAAGCAUUUCUCUAAUAGAGUACUAAUUAUUGCAAUUAGUGUUCCUGUCUGCAUCAUUUUGCUGCUAGCAUGCAUUUGUGCGACUCUGUAUUGGAAUAGAAGGCGGAAACACAAAACACCGCCAACCUUGUCUCUUGGGAACCAGUAUCCUAAUAUUUCUUAUGCAGAAAUUCUUCAGGCAACUGAAGGAUUCUCCUCGAGAAAUUUGAUUGGUGAGGGAAGCUAUGGUUCUGUGUACAAAGGGAUUCUCAAUUGUGAAACUAUAAGAGCUAUUGCUGUCAAGGUACUCAAUCUUCAAGUAAGGGGUGCCAGUAAGAGUUUCUUGGCAGAAUGUGAAGCAUUGAGGAAUAUCCGACAUCGAAAUCUUGUCAAGAUUAUCACUGCUUGCUCAAGCAUAGACUUCAAAGGCAAUGAGUUCAAGGCUUUGGUCUUUGAAUUCAUAUCCAAUGGGAGUCUCGAGAGCUGGUUACAUUCGAGUUCACUAAACCAGGACUCCAGGAACUUGAACUUUGUUCAAAGGCUCAAUAUUGCAGUUGAUGUAGCCUCUGCAUUGGAUUAUCUCCACAACCAUUGUGAAACACCUAUCAUUCAUUGCGACUUGAAGCCAAGCAAUGUUCUUCUUGAUGAUGAUCUCUCUGCCCGUGUAAGUGAUUUUGGUCUGGCAAGAAUUUGUCCAACCAAGACAGGUGCAUCCACUCAUACACGCAACAGUAAUUCAAGUAGAAUUAGAGGAACAAUUGGAUAUAUUGCCCCAGAAUAUGCUACAGGUGGGGAAGCGUCAAUAAAAGGUGAUGUGUACAGUUAUGGGAUUCUUCUACUAGAGAUGUUUACUGGGAAAAGACCAACAGACAACAUGUUUACAAACAAUUUCAACCUCCAUAACCAUGCUAAGAUGGCUUCCACUGACCGGGCGAUGGAGAUUGUUGAUCCUUUGAUGAUAUUGGAAGGGCAAAAUGAAUCAGGUAAGACUAGUGGAAGUAUCAGAGGCAGUGUUGCUAGGACAGUCAAGUGUUUGGGCUCUAUCCUUCAAAUUGGAGUUACCUGUUCUGCAGAUUUACCAAGUGAAAGAAUGAAUAUUAGUGAUGCUCUCAUGGAAUUGCAAGUGAUUAGAGAUGUUUAUCUUCAAAAAAGGGAGAUGAAAUAAACAAGAUAACAAGAUCAUCAUUGUAGUUUUCUGCUUUAGUUUGUGUCAUUCUAUUCAUCUCAGUUAUGAGAAAAUUCUGAGCUACUUGUAAAACAUAAUUGUGCCAGUGUUUCUUAUUUGAUGCCGCUUACAGAUAUUUCUCGCUUAAAAUAAAAAUAAAUAAUUAAGUAGAUAUUGUCUCUGAGGAUGUAAGGGCUUUUGAAUUUUGAUGGUGUAUACAAGA
Camellia sinensis is the source of this 3418-nucleotide messenger RNA. The record is from RefSeq and is a predicted model, not a curated record. Lineage: Eukaryota; Viridiplantae; Streptophyta; Magnoliopsida; Ericales; Theaceae.